CGCGAAACACACUUCGGCGCGUGGAGGAUCGAAUUGGAUCUUCUUCUCCCAAAAACAAUAAAACAAUAGAAUUUGCGGAACACCGUUUGAUCAUUGAUAUAUUGUGGUGGGGCAGCCCCUCACAUCAUAAAUUUAAUUGUGUYCGACGUCGAAUACAUUGUACCGUAGUAAUCAUUCGUUUCAGAACAACAAGCAUGAAGGUUUUAGCUCAAGCGCUUAUCGUGGCCCUGUCCCUCUCUCMAGCAGAUGGUAGGUGAACGAGACUGCGGGUUUCUGCAAUCCAGGAAGGAUGUUUUUCCGCGAGUUGUCGAACGACUGUAUUAUUCAAUGGUGUUUCAUUCCACGCACCUCUAUCUCAUUUUCUUCGUUGCAUUCCCUUUUUUAGCCGUCCAGCAGCAAGCUGACAUCUACUAUCACGAGAAAGCUGCGUUGGGUCCAUCCAUGUGGCUUUUCAGCCCGGAUGGUCUCACCAUUUACUCUCCGAAGGGAGAUGUUUUGAAAGAACACCCAAAGAAGAUGCUUUGUCCGUCUACUGUCAGGUGGGACGGAACUCCUAGCGAUGAUUGCUACUACUUCUCGUAUGCUUCAGAUGGUCACAAAUACGUCUGGGCCGGAUCUAUGGCCGGCGAUCACCACGUCCAGGCGUUUGACAUCGAUACAGGCGACUAUGCCGGGUACCUGGAUACCUGCAGCACUCCCCUCGAUAUGGAGUACCAUCCCGUCCGCCAAGAGAUGUACRUCCGAUGUGCCCAAGARGACACCGACGGGGGCAAUCCCGGCGAGAUCGACGUCUUUUCGUCGGCAAGCCUCAGCAGCGAUUUGCCCAUGGUCAGUUUCAACGCCACCAGGCGYCCGUACGGACGCUUAGCGAUUCACUCGUCGWUGGGGCCCUUCGGCUACAGYCUCGCGUACGACCAGGGCUACAUUACCGAGCUGGAUCUUUCUUCCAAGACGGUUUCGGGCACGUACGAAAUCCCCGAUGCCUAUGGAGGCUAUGACACGGCCUUUUCGCCCGUCAACAAGCAUCUGUACUUUCGAUCCCGAGUCUGCUGCACCUGUAGCUCGGAAGAAAACGUUAACCCCGAUCCCGAUGUCGCUUCGUGCGGUCGUGGUGGGUCCAACGUCACGGUCACGACCGGUCCAUCGAAGAGCGACGACAUCCAGUUCGGCGUUUGCUCCGGCUCGUGCGAGGGCUCACGGGCGGACACCAUCGGAGUUGUCGAAUUCGAUACCGUGAACAAGGUGAUUGUCGACACCCACAACAUCAAGGAAGGCACCGGCUGGGGUGCAGAUGUGGUUGCGUCUCCGGACGGAAAGUGGCUCGUCAUGCUCGGAAACGAUGGUGGACAAAACAUCCGCCUAAUGCAAGCAGGAAAGAAUGGAGAAUCUUCGGUGCGUAUGAAAAAAUUUUGCAAUUCUAGCGAAAAAAGACCCGCUAUUGAGUAUGGACGAAACAGAUUGGAUAAAGCUAACUGCUCUUUGCUUUGCUUUGUUUUGUUUUUGCGGCAUAGAAAUCUUCUGUUCGUGAUAUUCCCGUGAAUUUUGAAGGAGGCACUCCGGGGAAAACCGUUGUGUCCGACGUUGCCUUUGUUCAAGAUGGCAAUCGCGAGAUUCUCGUUAUUGGAGCUAGCACCGACAACGACGUUGUCUUGGUGGACCUGAAGACGUUUAAAACUCGAAAGCUCGACCUGGCUCCCAACGAGGUCGAAUCUACCGGAGGUGGUGCACGCUACCUAGAAUGGGCGGUUGGUACCGACUACGUCUGGGUCAACGGAGGCGAAGCGGAGCACGCCUAUGUUCUCAAGAUUCCUGGAGGCAUCGAUAGCGCUUCCGUGGAUCGCCAAAUCAAUGGCGUUCGUUCCGGAAACAUGCUCUUCGUGAACAACUACGAGAAAAUCAGAGCCAUGGCCCUGGCACAGGGUCUGGUUGCCUCGUCGUCGGUUGGAUCAUCGGCAGYUGGUUCCAACGACCUUGCCAUGCUUUCUGGAGCCGACGGAACGGCCUUUUUGUCGGCAAGUUCUGCCGCAAGCGCUUCGAGCGAUGGUGAUUCCGGCAACGCACUCGCCGUCGUGGGCGUUGUGCUGGGUGCCCUCGGCCUCGUUGCGGGGCUCGGGGCCCUCCUUCUUGUGACGAACCAAAAGAACGCCCAGCCGGUGCCACCGAAGAGAGACGACGUCGAAGAAGCCAUGGAUGUCAAGACCCUCGGAAGCAAGCGUGUUAAUUAGCUUUUGUCUCUGCUUCUGGCUGUUUUUGAUUCGAUAAUGUACUAAAUAAUAAAAUACCUU
Molecule: messenger RNA, 2285 nt
Organism: Pseudo-nitzschia multistriata
Lineage: Eukaryota; Bacillariophyta; Bacillariophyceae; Bacillariales; Bacillariaceae
Source: the annotation of a GenBank genome assembly